Messenger RNA from Octopus bimaculoides (California two-spot octopus), 1396 nucleotides. RefSeq names its product multivesicular body subunit 12B. NCBI's taxonomy places the organism in Eukaryota, Metazoa, Mollusca, Cephalopoda, Octopoda, Octopodidae. Gene Ontology annotation, biological process: viral budding; regulation of epidermal growth factor receptor signaling pathway; virus maturation. The record is from RefSeq and is a predicted model, not a curated record. Gene Ontology annotation, cellular component: ESCRT I complex; late endosome.
CUGCUCGUGAAAUUAACGUGCAAGUGGCUGAGCACUCCACGGACACGUAGUUCUCGGGGAUAUUCAGCGUGACACAGUGUGACAAGGCUGACCCUUUGAAUUACAGGCACAACAGAAACAGGAAGUAAGAGUGAGAGAAAGUUGUGGUGAAAGAGUACAGCAGGAUUCGCCACCAUCCCCUGCUGGAGCCUCGUGGAGCUUUUAGGUGUUUUUCGCUCAAUAAACACUCACAACGCCCGGUCUGGGAAUCGAAACCCGCGACCCUAUGACCGCGAGUGCGCUGCCCUAACCACUGGGCCAUUGCGCCUCCACGGAUACAUUAAUAUACAUUCCUAAAACCGAAAGGAAAAAAAUAGUUUACGGAAGGCCAUAACGGAACUUCGUUCAGAGAGAACAUUCGUUUAUCUUACACCGCUCUAUGACGUAGCAGCCCUCCCCAUAAAGUGGUUUUGAUGACCGACAUAUCUUUCUGACAAGUCUUUUACUCAACGAAAACACAACACUUAUCCAUAUAUAUAAACACACAUAUAUAUAAGCUACGGUAUACACAGACAGCAACCUUCAAAGACCAUUUUUUUUUCAUAUUAUCUUUGUUCUUUCCCUUCUAUUUGCCUCGGAAUAAUUCCAAUAAAGUCCUGCGUUAAUGGUUAAGUCAUCUUCAAUGACAGACGAUAACUCAGACCAACCGAUAGUAGCAGUCUGUGUUGUUUCAGACCGUCUCAAAUGUCCCCCAAAAUAUUUCCUUCUUGAUCGAACCGAAGAUGGCAAAGAUGAUGCUGAUUUAUGGCGAGACAGUUUAUUCGGACGACGCUAUUACCGUUACAUCUGCUACAAGAAAUGUAAUCCAAUGCCUGACGAUGACGUCCUGGUAGACGUGGCCAUAAUUAAUGACAAAGACUCCGUACCUGCUGGCUUCACAGUGCUUGAAUAUACAGAAGAUACACAUGAGAAAUCUCUGAAGAAAAAAAGCCUCUGUUUUCGGUGGAUGAGCUAUCGUCUGACUAAUGCCGCUAUAUCCAAACUGAUCCUUUUAAGUAAAUCCAUGCGCAGACCUCCCUCUGGUUACACCGUUAUCGGAGAUAUUAACAACAUGCUGCUGUGUUUCAAGAUGGUCAGCCUGGCCAAAACAAACAUGAAUUAUUCUCGGUCAGACGAAAUCUCUACCCAUCACAUACUGACCGCAACAACCUCACAGUCAAGAUUAUGCUUAACACCAGUAGAAAAUGCUUUGCCUUACGUGAUGAACCCAACAAUGGCAGCAAGCAACCCCAAUUUAUCUUCAUAUAGUUCUUCUGAUGACAAUAUUUCAAGACUAGUUACUAAUACAAAAUCACGUAAGUACAGCAAGGAACCCAUAUUUGUGUGGAGGUGUGUGACUUAGUGGUUCAGUUGUUGA